Molecule: messenger RNA, 1281 nt
Organism: Chara braunii
Lineage: Eukaryota; Viridiplantae; Streptophyta; Charophyceae; Charales; Characeae
Source: the annotation of a GenBank genome assembly
GCUAUGCCUGCGGCGGAUUUGGGCAUUACAGCUGGGAGUGCGCUAACCAUGCAAGGAUGAAUUCCUGCAGUGGUUCAACCCAACACCGAUGAUCACACCUUGGACUCCACAGAUGAUGACACCUUGGACUCCACCGAUGAUGACACCUUGGACUCCACCGAUGAUGACACCUUGGGCUCCACCGAUGAUGACACCUUGGACUCCUACCGUCGUUCACCGAACAGAGAGCACCGUCAUCGUUAACGAAUCCAAUCGAUAUUACCGGUCAGAUACGGUCGAAACGAGGGUAGGUUGUGGUAAGCGGACGACGCGGAGGAGGUGCAUUGCGGGGGUGUACUCGGAACCAGAGUUACUGAAAUGGAAUAAGAACAAAAAGCAGAAAGAGAAGGAAGAAGAAGCAAAGAGGGAAAAAAAAGAGAAGGCGAAGAGGAAAGAGGAAGAAGAGAAGGCGAAGAGGGAGGCAGAAUGGAAAUCGCAACUAGACAUAGUCGUAGAAGUAGUGAUAAAAACUUUGGAAAGGGUGCGAUCGAAGGUCCUAACCGAAGAGACUUGGUUUUGGGCAUUUCAUUUCACGGCAUGGAUUUGGGUUUGGAGAGUGGUGUGCCCAGCCCCUGAUAAAAAGAGAGGGAGAGGGGUUGGAAGUGGGAGAACCGGAGGAAAAAAGGCGGGAGACGGAGGCGAAAAGGCGGGAGACGGAGGGAAAAAGGCGGGAACGGAGGGGAAAAGGCGGGGACGGAGGGAAAAAGGCGGGAGACGGAGGGAAAAAGGCGGGAGACGGAGGGAAAAAGUCGGGAACGGAGGGAAAAAGGCGGGAGACGGAGGGAAAAAGGCGGGAGACGGAUGGAAAAAAGCGGGAGACGGAUGGAAAAAGGCGGGAGACGGAGGAAAGAAGGCGGGAGAUGGAGAACAGUUCGCUAUUUUGGCGCCAUUACUUCCAAGAGGAAGAGGUGAGCGGAUGGAUGAAUCUUUGAUUGCCGCGGUCAGGCCGUGCAGUUUCGAUAAGCCUCUGGAAUGCUGCCACGUGGACUGCAAGAUCGAUUCCACGUGUCCCUUGCUGGACGAGGCGGCUUUCAGCCAGUUGCUGCUCACCCUGGCGAACUCUGAAGCUUAUGAUGACACGUGUCCCCCUGAUUGGUCACAAAGAGUGAAAGAUACGGAACAAACUCUUCACCUCAGCACAUUCUAGUCCUCCUUUGAACGCCAGCCUCGAACGCUCGCCGGCGGCUGCGGGUUUCCCGAGCACAUGUCUUCUGUAUCUUCCAGUAAAUAUGGAACUAUUCA